This is a messenger RNA of Elaeis guineensis (African oil palm), 1223 nucleotides long. NCBI's taxonomy places the organism in Eukaryota, Viridiplantae, Streptophyta, Magnoliopsida, Arecales, Arecaceae. The record is from RefSeq and is a predicted model, not a curated record.
GGAAAGAUUAUUUGCAGAAACGAACGCUGCGCAGCCUUCAGCCGAAGAUCCCUCCAAUCGAAAUGGAGCAAUCUUCCAAAUCCGAUCAAGACCCAAUGGAAAUGGAGCAAUCUUCCAAAUCCGAUCAAGACCCGGCCCCCUUCUUCCCGUGGGACCUCCUCCCCCUCGACAUCCAAGAAUGCAUCCUCUCCCUCCUCCCCGUCUCCACCCUCGCCCGCUGCCAGUGCGUCUCCCGCUCCUGGCGCUCCACCAUCCGCUCACCCACCUUCCUCUCCUCCCUCCGCCGCAAUCCCGACGACCUCUACCUCAUCCCAUUAGCCGACCACCUCUCCCCCGCCGCCUACCAGCCCUCCCGCGACCGCUGGUUCAGACUCCGCCUCCACCCCUUCUUCCUCCCCAUCGCCUCCGAUGGCUGCCUCCUCGUGGGCUUGGACGACCACAGCCGCCUCGCCGUCCGCAACCUUUUCUCCGGCGCCACUAUCGCCCUUCUUCCCGAGAUGGAGUACGUCUUCGCACCCCACGUCAUCGCUCUCAUCGAUGAAUUCCCCGCGGCCCAGUACAAGAUCGUCGCCGCUAGCUGGACCGAUCCCCUCGAGUCCCGGGUCUUCGACUCCCGUUCCGGCCGGUGGGAGCUCAAGGGCCAGCUUCCCCGCAAAUUUUUGGGUCUCGGCAGCGCCGUGUUCUUGGACGGCCUAUUGUUCGUCCUCAGCCAAGGGCCCAAUCAUCUAUUGACCUUCGAUCCGAUCGGUGGCGAUUGGAACCUCGUAGACGUGGCGAUGCCGCCGGUUGUUCAUUCCCAUAUCUUGGAUUAUGAAGAUAGAUUGUUCUUGGUUGGGGGCGUGAAAAAGGUGGGAUGCAUUGCUACGAUUAGGAUUUGGGAGCUCGAUUUACCGAAGAAAAAAUGGAGGUCGAUCUACUUCAUGCCUAAUCGAUUUUUCAGAAGAUUUAGAGGUCGCAGGCUCGAUUUUUCUUUCUCGACGGUAGCACGGAGGGGGAUUGUUUGUUUCUUCAACAAGCGGGAUGGUACUGUGUUGAUGUUUGAUUUGCCUGCGAGGAGAUGGUGGUGGCCGCUGCCGUGUGAUGCAAUCCCUAGGGAGAGAAGGUUUUGGUUUGGGCAUGCGAUGGAGCCACGUAUCUAUCCGCUGAAAGGAUCGAUGGGAAGGCAUACAGAGGGUAAUAUAUAUUGUGAAUUAAUUUCUUUGUUAUUAUUUGGGUUCAUAUAA